Messenger RNA from Penicillium odoratum, 1482 nucleotides. RefSeq names its product cytochrome P450. Gene Ontology annotation, molecular function: heme binding; oxidoreductase activity, acting on paired donors, with incorporation or reduction of molecular oxygen; iron ion binding. The transcript is spliced from 4 exons. Gene Ontology annotation, biological process: intracellular signal transduction; lipid metabolic process. The record is from RefSeq and is a predicted model, not a curated record. Lineage: Eukaryota; Fungi; Ascomycota; Eurotiomycetes; Eurotiales; Aspergillaceae. Bases 1 to 1482 code for a protein of 493 amino acids.
AUGUUGAAUAUCCUGCUCCACACUGCUGGGGCCAUCUUCGGUCUGCUCCUCUGUUUUCACGUUCUUCUGGCACUAUACCACCUCUUCAUAAACCCUCUCCGCCGCUUCCCCGGACCGAAGCUGGAUGCCCUGUCCCAGCUCAUCUGGUCGUACCACCUUGCCAAGGGCGACUCGACAAAAUAUAUCGCCAAAUUGCAUGAAAAAUACGGCCCUGUAGUCCGCACCGCCUCCAAUGAACUGUCCUUCAUUAGUGCGACCGCCUGGCAGGAAAUUUACGGCACUACAGGUGUGGGCAAGGUCUAUGAAAAAAAUGGAAUCGCCUACUUGCAGGGGUCUCAGGAUAUCACCAACAUCUUCUUUGCGCACAGUCAGGAACAUGCCCCAGUGCGCAAGCUGAUGUCUCCGGCAUUCUCAGAGCGUGCAAUUCGUGACCAGGAAGUUCUUAUCCAACAAUCUAUCGACCAGAUGAUGAGCUCACUCCGGAAGCGCACGGGUGAAGCCUGUUUUCCUGCCGCAGAUGGCGUGGUGAAUCUGGCUGCAUGGUUCAAUUUUGAAGUAUUUGACGUGCUAAGCUCGCUGUGCUUUGGUACCAGCAUUGAUUCUCUUUCGAAAGGCGACUAUCACCCAUGGAUCUCCGUCAUCUAUAGUGCUAUUAAGCACUCGACCUUGAUCCAGUCAGCUCAUCGCCUCAAGCCUUACCACUGGCUUCUUGAGAAACUCAUUCCCUCGGAUAUUGAGAGCCAAUAUAUUUUCCACCUAGAAAACUGCACCAAGGCACUCACUGAACGCUUGAGCAAGCCUGACAAUGAGCGUCCCGAUAUUUUAUCUUACCUACUUGGUAAGAUGUCGCACGAGGAACUGCUGGAUAAUGUGAAUAUUCUGGUUACAGCGGGCGGUGAUUCCACGGCCACCACAAUGACCUCGGUCGUCUACUAUAUCACACAAAAUCCACACAGCUACAAGGCACUCGUGAAGGAGAUCCGGGACGCUUUCCCAACUGAAAGCUCAAUUACUAUUGCCGAAGUGAUGAAGUUGAAGUACUUGAAAGCUGUCAUUGACGAGGCAAUGCGAAUUCACCCCAGUGUGCCAGUCGGACUACCGCGAAUUGUUCCCAAGGGGGGCCGAUUCAUUGAUGGACAGUUUGUUCCUGGUGGUACAUGGGUUUCCGUGACUCAAUUGGCUUCUUAUCGUUGGCCCGAAUACUUCAAGGACCCCGAAUCCUUCCACCCGGAGCGAUGGCUAGGAGAUUCCAGGUUUGACUCGGACAACCGAGCAGUUUUCCACCCAUUUUCGAUUGGAACGAGGAAUUGUAUUGGUCAAAACUUGGCUAGCUCGAACAUGCGCCUGACCCUUGCCCGCCUGUUGUGGAACUUCGACUUGGAAUCGCAACCUGAUAACAUCGACCCCCAUGACUCUUUGGAGUUUGGUCUCUGGGAGCACCGACCUGUGAACAUAAAGCUUACCGACAUGGUUAGAGGCUGA